CUUAAACGGCAUUAUAUUUUCAAUUUUAUUUCCCACUGCACUCUAAAAAUUAUGAAACCUCACUUUCUCUCUCCACUCUCUCUCUAAAAAACACACACUACAGCUCUCCUCUCUGCUCUCACUCCAACAAACACACACAUACAAUGGUGGGGUUUUUGAUAUUGUUAGUUUUAACGGCUUCCAUUGGCUUUGUGAGCUCAGAUCUCGCCGGAGACAGAGCAGCACUUUUAACGUUGAGGGCCGCCGUCGCCGGCCGGACUAUGCUCUGGGACGCCUCCCAGAAAACCCCCUGUCAGUGGACUGGGGUCCACUGUGACCAGAAUAGAGUUACGGCGCUCAGGCUGCCCGGGGUUUCGAUAUCCGGCGAGAUUCCUGCCGGAAUUUUCGGGAACUUGACGGAGCUCCGGACGUUGAGUUUGAGGUUUAAUGCGCUCGCCGGUGAACUUCCAAGUGACCUUGGGAAGUGUGUGGGGCUACGGAAUUUGUACUUGCAGGGGAACAGAUUUUCCGGCGAGUUGCCGGAAUUUUUGUUUGGGCUUGAGAAUCUGGUAAGGUUGAAUCUUGCUGAGAAUAAUUUCUCGGGUCGCAUCCCAAAUGGGUUUAAUAAUAUGACCCGGUUGAGAACUUUGUAUCUUGAGAAGAAUAGGUUUGUUGGGUCAGUUCCUGACCUUAAUUUAAUUGGGCCUAAUUUGGGGCAAUUUAAUAUAUCGUUUAAUUCGCUUAAUGGGUCGAUUCCUAAGAGUUUAGAUGCAAUGCCUGUUAGUGCUUUUAUUGGUAAUAAAUUAUGUGGCAGUCCUUUAAAAGAUUCUUGUGUAGAUGCUAAGAAUAUAAGUGUUAAUGGUGGUGGGGAUGUUGGGAACAAGGAUGAUGAUGGGGGUUUAUCGGGUGGGGCUAUAGCGGGUAUUGUGAUUGGUAGUGUGGUUGGGGUUUUAGUGUUGUUGGGGCUUAUAUAUGUUUGUUGUCGAAAGAAGAGGAGUAAGAAGACUAGUUCGGUUGAUGUUGCAAAUGUGGCCAAUGUUAAGAGUCGUGAGACGGAGGAUGAGAAAAUGGCGGAGAUUGGUGGUGGUGGUGGUGGAAAUGGGUUUUCGGUUGCUGCAGCUGCUGCUGCAGCUAUGAUGGGGACGGGGAAAGUGGAUACUGUGAAUAGUGGUGCAAAUAAGAAGUUGGUGUUUUUUGGUAAUGUGGUAGGGAGGGAUAAGAUGUUUGACUUGGAAGAUUUGUUGAGAGCUUCUGCUGAGGUUUUGGGGAAAGGGACAUUUGGGACGGCUUAUAAGGCUGUUUUGGAGGCUGGGAUUGUCGUGGCUGUGAAGAGGUUGAAAGAUGUGACUAUAUCGGAGAAAGAGUUUAGGGAGAAGAUUGAAGCGGUUGGAGCUAUGGAUCAUGAGAAUUUGGUUCCACUUAAGGCUUACUAUUAUAGUAGGGAGGAGAAACUUCUCGUGUAUGAUUAUAUGCCAAUGGGGAGUUUAUCUGCACUUCUGCAUGGAAACAAAGGAGCUGGCAGGACUCCUUUGAACUGGGAACUCAGGUCGAACAUUGCUCUUGGAGCUGCCAGAGGCAUCGAGUAUCUGCAUGCUCAAGGUCCUAAUGUCUCACAUGGGAAUAUUAAAUCAUCAAAUGUCCUAAUUACCAAGUCCAACGAUGCCCGUGUCUCAGAUUUUGGACUAGCCCACCUUGUAGGAGCCUCAGCCACUCCAAACCGCAUUGCUGGCUAUCGUGCCCCUGAGGUAACCGACUCCCAUAAAGUCUCUCAGAAGGCUGAUGUUUAUAGCUUUGGUGUGUUGCUGUUGGAGCUUCUCACAGGAAAAGCCCCCACUCACGCACUCUUAAACGAGGAAGGGGUUGAUCUUCCAAGAUGGGUACAAUCAAUAGUUAGAGAGGAGUGGAGCUCGGAAGUCUUUGAUCUUGAACUCCUCAGAUACCAGAAUGUAGAGGACGAAAUGGUCCAGCUACUGCAGCUAGCUAUAGAUUGCGCAGCUCAGUUCCCUGACCAGCGGCCUACAAUGUCAGAAGUCACCCGGCAGAUUGAGGCGCUAUGUCGAUCAAAUGUUCUCAAUGAUCAAAAUCCAAAGCCCGAUAUCUACUAGGAAUCAAAUUAAGGGGUUUGUUUUGUUUCAAUGCAUGUCACCAUCUUAUUGAAAGUUAGCUCCAUGAAAUUACUGUGCCUAAAGUAGCAUAAACCUUUUCUUUUAAAAAUCUCUCUUUAGAUUUUGUUGAUUUUUAUGACCCUCAUCUUUAUGCUUCCUGAAAAUGAGGGCCACACCAGCUGUUUUUAAUUUAUUUCUUGUUGGGAAGAUGAUGGUUGCUGUAAUUACUCCUCCUUUAGCUUUCUUUAAAUUAUGACUACUCUUUUCCACCCACUUUAGGUGGUGAAAUUAAGAUGUUUCAUUUGCUUUUGUUA
This is a messenger RNA of Daucus carota subsp. sativus, 2398 nucleotides long. Its product is annotated as probable inactive receptor kinase At1g48480. The coding region runs from base 144 to 2084 and encodes 646 amino acids. The record is from RefSeq and is a predicted model, not a curated record. Gene Ontology annotation, molecular function: ATP binding; protein binding; protein kinase activity. The transcript has 2 exons. Lineage: Eukaryota; Viridiplantae; Streptophyta; Magnoliopsida; Apiales; Apiaceae. Gene Ontology annotation, biological process: protein phosphorylation.